This is a messenger RNA of Hypoxylon fragiforme, 1605 nucleotides long. RefSeq names its product amidohydrolase. The record is from RefSeq and is a predicted model, not a curated record. Gene Ontology annotation, molecular function: hydrolase activity, acting on carbon-nitrogen (but not peptide) bonds. Bases 118 to 1479 code for a protein of 453 amino acids. NCBI's taxonomy places the organism in Eukaryota, Fungi, Ascomycota, Sordariomycetes, Xylariales, Hypoxylaceae. The transcript has a single exon.
ACUUGGGCAUUAAUUCCCAACACUUUCUUUUAUAAAUCUUCCCAAUCUCAUCCCAUCUUUCAAAAUCGAUACCUGAUAAGUUCUAACACCACCCGUUGCAAGGCCAUUUAGAACAAUAUGAACCAGAUCACGAUUCACACAUCUUCGCUCUUUGACUCGCAUCGGAAAUGUUUCGUUUCGGAUACUUCUAUCAUUAUUGAUAAAACCACUGGUUUAAUUAGGAGAGUGUACCAACGGAACAGUCCACCGCCAGACAAUUAUGCAGUGGAGCCAGCCAGUAUUGACCUACGAGGCUUCACGGUGCUUCCAGGCCUCGUCGACGCACACACUCACGUGUUUCUACACCCCUACUCCGAGGUAUCAUCUAUAAACCAAAUGCGUGACGAGAGUCUUGUCGAAAGGGUAGUGCGGGCUACGAACCAUGCCAAGGCUGCAUUGAUGGCGGGCUACACCACCUAUCGUGAUUUGGGAACCGAGGGCUUACGGGACGCCGACGUUCAUUUUAGAGACACCAUCAACCGUGGCAUCAUACCCGGCCCACGCAUAUUCGUCGCGACAGAGUGCAUCGCCUCCAGUGGCGGGUAUGAGAUACGGCAGGAAAAUAGCCUGGAUGGUGUCGGCACGUCUGUUCCCAGGAUAUCAGAUCCAGCCGAUGGUGUCGACGGCGUUCGCGCGGCUGUGCGCAGACGUUUGGGCGCUGGUGCCGACAUCGUCAAGUUCUACGCCGAUUACAGAAAGCGAACUCUACGAUAUCCCCAACCGAGUUGGCCGGGCGCCGAGGAAAUCCUGUUCCCGCCUUCCAGCGAUAUAUUGGACGGGCGACGGAACCCGAACGUGCUACUGUUCACGCAAGAGGAAAUGAAUGCCAUGGUGUCCGAGGCAAAGAGGUCCGGGGCACCUAUAGCGGCUCAUGCGCAAAGCCCAGAGGCCGUUAUUAUGGCCGCGGAGGCAGGUGUCACUUCGGUUGAGCAUGGCUUUAUGCCUAGCGACGAGGCGCUGGAAGCAAUGAAAGAGAAUGACACAAUAUUCGUGCCAACACUAGCAGUUCUCCACGCUGUAACCGGUGGCUCUGAAAAAGUUAUGAGGACGGUAUUAGGCCAUACGAAAGCUGCGUAUGAUAAGGGAAUCAAACUUGCCGCUGGCGGUGACACGGGCGCUUUCGCGCAUGGCGAGAACGUGCUUGAGUUGGAGUUGAUGGCAGAGGCUAAGAUACCCAUUCCUGAUAUCUUGCAAGCGGCGACACUACACGGGUGGGAGUCAUGUGGCGGUGAUCUAUGCGCCAGACGAUUCGGGUAUUUAGGGGAGGGAUUUGCAGCCGACAUCAUCGCGGUUGACGGGGAUCCAAUUUCAGAUUUCAGCGCAAUGAGGAAGGUGAGGUUUGUGAUGAAAGACGGGAUGAUAUUUAAGGAUGAAAAUUACCGGAUGCCUAUUAUGUACCGAGGCAUUGAUCGUACUGGUAGAAAUAAAUAUACCACCUGACCUCCAUACUAAGACAUCUACGUAGUAAUCGCCAUUAGUUAAAAGAAUAUAGUUAUUUACUACCUUUAUGUAAGAGAACAGGGGCUAGGGAGUGGGUAGAAAAGCGCGGGGCAGAUCUCAUGACAG